Panicum hallii is the source of this 1422-nucleotide messenger RNA. RefSeq names its product anthocyanidin 3-O-glucoside 6''-O-acyltransferase-like. NCBI's taxonomy places the organism in Eukaryota, Viridiplantae, Streptophyta, Magnoliopsida, Poales, Poaceae. The transcript has a single exon. The coding region runs from base 1 to 1422 and encodes 473 amino acids. The record is from RefSeq and is a predicted model, not a curated record.
AUGGGAUCCCUGCUGCGAGCUCUCAACGUUUCCCAUGUGCUCCCAGCCCCAGAUCAAGCCGCCGUCUGCUCGCCAGAAGCCCUCCACGUCGACGGCGGCCACGUCAAGCUCUCGUUCAUGGACGCCCUGUUCGUCGACAGGGUGCCGAUGCAGCGGCUGUUCUUCUACGAGGGCCCCGGCGUCCCGCCCUUCCCGUCCCUCGUCAGCUCCCUGAAGUCCUCCCUCGCCGCAGUGCUCGCCGUCUUCCACCCCCUCGCCGGCAAGCUCACCUACCGCGCGUCGACCGGCGACGUCGUCGUGGACUGCACACCGGCCGCGAUCGCGCCCGGCGUCCGGUUCGUGGAGGCGGAGUACCCCGGCAGCAUCGACGACAUGCGGCGCCUGGCCGUCGGCGACGAGCACCACACGGAGGCGCUGAUGCUGCUCGGGCCGGAGCUGAACGCCGGGCGUCUCCCGGCGCCGGUGCUCGCCGUGCAGGUCACGAGGCCGGCCAUCGGGGGUGCGCGCGCCGUGGUGGUCGGGGUGUCCAUCCACCACGCCGUGGCCGACGGCCACUCCGUCUGGCAGUUCAUGAGCGCCUGGUCUGCCGUUUCGCGUUCGCCAGAGGCUGCGUCAGGCCUUGCGCCGCCGACCUUUGACCGGACGGCGAUACAGUACCCCAAAGCCGACGAAGUGGCGUGCAAGUUCCUGCGCACGAUUGCUCCGGCGCUGCCCGUGGCAAGAUCGCCGUCGCUGUACACCCCGCCGGACCAGCGGAGGAGAAGCUUCCUGCUCCGUGCCGACGACAUCAAGUCGGUGAAGCAGCUUAUACUGGCACAAAGCAAAGCCAUCGGGGAACUGAUGGACACGCACCCGAGCACCUACGUCGCGGGGUCGUCGCUGGUGUGGACGUCCAUCGUGCGCGCCAAGUGCUUGGACCCCGCCGCCGACGCCUACCUCCUGGUGCCAGUGGACCUCCGCCGCCGCCUCGGCCCUCCCAUCGACGAGCGCUACUUCGGGAACUGCGUCGUGCCGUGCUUCGCCAGGGCCGCCGUGCGCGACCUGCGCGACGGCGGCGCGGGGCUCGCGCGCGCCGCCGCGGCUAUCGGCGCCGCCGUCCGCGAGCAGCUCGGGGACCCACUGGGCGGCGCGGAGCGGUGGCUGGAGCGCUUCCUCGCUGCGCCCAGGGAGAGGUUCACCUUCACGGGGUCGUCGAACCGGUUCAUGGCGUACGAGACGGACUUCGGGUGGGGCGCGCCGAGCCGCGUGGAGCUCGUGUCGCUCUUCACCAGGGAGCUGGUGCUGCUGCUGGGCGCCGCGGAGGACGGCGGCGUGCAGGUCACCGUGGCGCUGGAUCACGCGCACAUGGAGGGCUUCGCGGCCAACUUGCUGCGGGUUUCAGGGGAAGAUCUGAAUGGUGAUGUAAAAAUCAAACAGGAUUAA